AUGGUCGAAUUCACCCAAACAACCGGACACGUGCCUGGUGGAGGAUUCGAAGAGCAACUUCGGCUGGCAGCAGCUAGUUCAUUCUGUAGGCAGCAGCAACAACACUGCUAUCGCUCGAACAGCGUUAUCAACAAUUCGUUGCUGCUGUGCAAUGAAUUGAAGCGUGUUGAACAGCUGCAAACAAUGUUGCUGUUUCUGCAACAGCAGCAGCAGCAGCAGCAACCGCCUGCAUUAAUGUCGCACUCGUUGCGGUCACUGCCACCGGCAACGAACCGAAACGGAAUCGGCGCAGUACCACGACCGUCAUUGCUGUCUGCUACUGCUGCUACAUCGAUCGUCUACCCGCAAACGGCCACCAGACGCUGUCUAGGUACGCCUUCAUGCGUUCUAUCACCGAUGGGUCACACCAGCUCUAGCCUGCCGAUAGGGCCCCUGGAACGUAUGCAACUGGAUGAGCAGCAUUGCAUGCUAACUACCAUUCAGGCGCAGCUGCUCUACGAUUGGUAUCGCGAAUGGGAGGCUGCUGAUCAGUAUGGAGAUCGUUGGUGGAAAAAUCGCCCAAAUCGGUAUCGAACCACCCAAACAGCACAUGGAACUCAUGGAACACGUGGAGACUUGCUUCAGGAGGUCCUGUUUAAGGCUUUCUACGAAUUGCUCGACGGUGCGGGCCAAAGUGGUUGCAUUCAGCCCGUGAUCGCGCACCGUGGAACGUCGAAAGGACUGAAAACGUCCCGAAAACCAAACCGUGCGUUUCAAUCACCACCCAGUGUUAAAGCGACGUCAUCGGUAAAGGGCAGACGACCGCCAACCGGUGGUAACAACAAUCCUUUAACACCGUUCCUGUUUGUCUACGUGCCGUUGCUAACGCCGAUGGCUACCCUUCAGUCGUUGCCAUUUACUGCAAACCGCACCAACUGUCCAGGACCACCGGUACCACCUCCAGCGGCAACACGGACCUUGGUCGACAUCAUAAAUGACAGGUUAGUGCGGCCGUUCGUUCACGCACCAAUUUCAAACGACAAUUAA
Messenger RNA from Anopheles nili, 1026 nucleotides. RefSeq lists its product as uncharacterized. Bases 1 to 1026 code for a protein of 341 amino acids. The transcript has a single exon. NCBI's taxonomy places the organism in Eukaryota, Metazoa, Arthropoda, Insecta, Diptera, Culicidae. The record is from RefSeq and is a predicted model, not a curated record.